Molecule: messenger RNA, 906 nt
Organism: Lactuca saligna
Lineage: Eukaryota; Viridiplantae; Streptophyta; Magnoliopsida; Asterales; Asteraceae
Source: the annotation of a GenBank genome assembly
AUGACGACAAGGGGAGGAGAUUGCUUGAAAUGGACUGAAUUUUGGCGGAGAAAGAAACAUACUGAUGCAAGAACACUCAACGAGGCCACAUAUUUUGUCAGUAAUGUCUUGGGCGAUGUUAACAGGUGGAUCAACAGUUUGGAAACAUCUCGGCCUAAUUCCCUUCCUCAAUUCAACGUCGGGGGAUCUACACUCAAAAGACACAGAACAGAUGAUCUGGCUUCUCGCUUUUUCAUAAAUCAUAUCCGUCCUAUGGCUAAUCUUGACUUUCAUGAUGUCGAAUAUGGAACAUCUGUACCCCCUUCCAACAGAAGCACUGCUCCGUUGGACAUAAUUGAAGACGUAUCCUUAAUAGAUCUUAAUCGAGGGUUCAGGGAGAACUCAAGGAAUGCAUCAGAAGCGGAACUUAAUGAUUGUAUAUCCUCUUUGCUGGAGGCAAAGAAUAUGGCUAAUGUUGCUGCCACCUUAUCUUCUCCAACCCCAGCUGUCACCUCCUCGCCACCACUGAAGGAUCAUCGGAGCAGCCGCCUUGUUCCGUCGCCGGCGAAGACGAAGUGGCACGAAAAGAUCGGGAAAACAUGGUUCGUGGAUUCUAUUGCGGUUCGUGGGUGGGUCGCACGCUCUCUCUCUUCAUGUCUCUUCUGUUGUUUCCUCAUCUUACGCCACCGCCGUCAUGUUGUUGUCGCCUCCGACCGUUGCUCGUCGCCGAGAAAAGAUGGUUGGGGUUUCGUUUCUUUGUUCAAUGUUGACUGUCGACUCGCAUAUGUUCAUGGCUGGGUUGUGUGGGUCGUUUCAUGUAUAAGAAGAGGGCAUCGGGAAGGAAGAAUGAGAACAAAAUGGAACAAGAGGGCGACGUUUGCUAAUGUGAGUUUUGAGUGGCAACUGUUGAUCGGUGGAGAGACGUAG